Fukomys damarensis (Damara mole-rat) is the source of this 2682-nucleotide messenger RNA. RefSeq names its product structure specific recognition protein 1 (gene Ssrp1). Gene Ontology annotation, cellular component: FACT complex; nucleus. NCBI's taxonomy places the organism in Eukaryota, Metazoa, Chordata, Mammalia, Rodentia, Bathyergidae. The record is from RefSeq and is a predicted model, not a curated record. The transcript has 17 exons. Gene Ontology annotation, molecular function: nucleosome binding; DNA binding; histone binding. Bases 182 to 2323 code for a protein of 713 amino acids.
CGGGGCCCGGGACAUGCCCCGCGCAGCUGUACUCUGCACCUGGCCCUGGCCGCGAUCGCAGCGAGGCGGUACCUUUUAUGACCGUCUCCCCUCUCCUGAACCCAGAUCCCCGGACCCCUGAGUUUCUGCACCUCUGCCCAGGAGUUGGGGCCUGGCUCCUGGCCACCCCGGGCAGGUCAGCAUGGCAGAGACGCUGGAGUUCAACGACAUCUACCAGGAGGUGAAAGGCUCCAUGAAUGAUGGUCGCCUAAGACUGAGCCGCCAGGGCAUCAUCUUCAAGAACAGCAAGACAGGCAAAGUGGACAACGUCCAGGCUGGGGAACUGACGGAGGGCAUCUGGCGACGGGUAGCUCUGGGCCAUGGGUUGAAAUUGCUCACAAAGAAUGGCCAUGUCUACAAGUACGACGGGUUCCGGGAAUCGGAGUUUGAGAAACUCUCUGAUUUCUUUAAAACCCACUACCGCCUGGAGCUCCUGGAGAAGGACCUGUGUGUAAAGGGCUGGAACUGGGGCACAGUGAAGUUUGGGGGGCAGCUGCUCUCCUUCGACAUCGGUGACCAGCCCGUCUUCGAGAUCCCUCUCAGCAAUGUGUCCCAGUGCACCACAGGCAAGAACGAGGUGACACUGGAGUUCCACCAGAACGACGACGCAGAGGUCUCCCUCAUGGAGGUGCGCUUCUACGUGCCUCCCACCCAGGAGGAUGGCAUAGACCCCGUCGAGGCCUUCGCCCAGAAUGUGCUCUCCAAGGCGGAUGUCAUCCAGGCCACCGGAGACGCCAUCUGCAUUUUCCGGGAGCUGCAGUGCCUGACCCCACGAGGCCGCUAUGACAUCCGCAUCUACCCCACCUUCCUGCACCUGCACGGCAAGACUUUCGACUACAAGAUCCCCUACACCACGGUGCUGCGCCUCUUUCUGCUGCCCCACAAGGACCAGCGCCAGAUGUUCUUCGUGAUCAGCCUGGACCCCCCGAUCAAGCAGGGCCAGACCCGGUACCACUUCCUCAUCCUCCUUUUCUCCAAGGACGAGGACAUCUCCUUGACCCUCAACAUGAACGAGGAGGAGGUGGAGAAGCGCUUUGAGGGGCGGCUCACCAAGAACAUGUCCGGCUCGCUCUACGAGAUGGUCAGCCGGGUCAUGAAGGCCCUCGUGAACCGCAAGAUCACUGUCCCUGGCAACUUCCAAGGGCACUCGGGGGCCCAGUGCAUCACCUGCUCCUACAAGGCCAGCUCGGGGCUGCUGUACCCGCUGGAGCGGGGCUUCAUCUACGUGCAUAAGCCACCAGUGCACAUCCGCUUUGACGAGAUCGCCUUUGUCAACUUCGCCCGUGGCACCACCACCACCCGUUCCUUUGACUUCGAGAUCGAGACCAAGCAGGGCACGCAGUACACCUUCAGCAGCAUCGAGAGGGAGGAGUACGGGAAGCUGUUUGAUUUUGUCAACGCGAAGAAGCUCAACAUCAAGAACCGCGGCCUGAAAGAGAAAAAAGAGGGCAUGAACCCCAGCUACGACGACUACGCCGACUCUGAUGAGGACCAGCACGACGCCUACCUGGAGCGCAUGAAGGAAGAGGGCAAGAUCCGGGAGGAGAACGCGAAUGACAGCAGCGAGGACUCGGGCGAGGAGACCGACGAGUCCUUCAACCCCGGAGAGGAGGAGGAGGACGUGGCUGAGGAGUUCGACAGCAACGCCUCGGCCAGCUCCUCCAGCAACGAGGGUGACAGCGACCGGGAAGAGAAGAAGAGGAAACAGCUCAAAAGGGCCAAGGUGGCCAAGGAUCGCAAGAGCCGCAGGAAGACUGUGGAGGCAAAGAAGGGCAAAGACCCCAACGCCCCGAAGAGGCCGAUGUCCGCCUACAUGCUGUGGCUCAACGCCAGCCGCGAGAAGAUCAAGUCGGAUCACCCCGGCAUCAGCAUCACGGACCUUUCCAAGAAGGCCGGCGAGAUCUGGAAGGGGAUGUCCAAGGAGAAGAAGGAGGAGUGGGACCGCAAGGCUGAGGACGCCAGGAGGGAAUACGAGAAAGCCAUGAAGGAAUAUGAGGGAGGCCGCGGGGAGCCAUCGAAGAGAGACAAAUCCAAGAAGAAGAAGAAAGUGAAAGCGAAGAUGGAUAAGAAAUCCACGCCCUCUCGGGGCUCCUCAUCCUCCAAGUCCUCAUCCAGGCAGCUAAGCGAGAGCUUCAAGAGCAAGGAAUUUGUAUCCAGUGAUGAGAGCUCUUCAGGAGAAAACAAGAGCAAGAAGAAGAGGCGGCGGAGUGAGGACUCUGAAGAAGAGGACCUGGCCAGUACCCCUCCCAGCUCAGAGGAUUCAGUGUCGGGGUCCGACGAGUAGAGGAGGGAAUCCCUGUCCACCUGCAGGCUCCCGCCCGCGUCUCCCUGCCAGUGUCUCCUCCCGAGGCGCGAACCUUGGAUUCUGUGCCAUCUGAAUCCGCUCUGCUGGUGGCGCAGACGUCACCGGGCAUGGGUCGGCUCCUUGUAACUGGGAGAGUGGAUGUGAGGCUGGGCAGGGUCCCCGCCUGGUCCUCCUCUUGAGGCCUUGAGGACUCGGCCGGCGCUUGUCCUGUGCCCAUUGCCGCAGCAGGGUCAGGCAGAGGCAGGCCUGUGGCUACUUUGGGGCCUAUUUCUACUUUUAUUUUGUAUUUCUGGUCUGUGGAAUCAGCAUUUAAUAAAGGAAUCUGACUUUGGAAGCCA